AUGACCACAACGGAGCAACAGAGGCAGAAGAUGCAGGAGGAAAACGCACUAUUGGCUUUCAGGUACGAGAAGUGGACGGCAGAGCAUGCGGCGCCAAGACUCGUUUGGCAUAUUGUCAAGCACAAGCUCCUUCCGAAAUUGGACAACGCAAAAGCCAAAGCGCUAGCGAAGCAUCAGGGCGAAGAAAGGGAACGGAAAAAGCAGGAGGAAGCGGAAAGAGAAAGGAAGGAGGAGCGCCACCACGUGCAUAGGAAAGAAACGGACAGGAAUGCCCACCUACGCACUUUAGGAGAGGAACUCUUCAACAAGUUGAAACUCCCGGAACAGGUGGAGAGCGAUCGCAUCUUUCGUGCGGUGGAAGAUCAGUAUAGGUUAUUCGAAAUGGGCCAAGAGCCGGAGGUCGAUGCGGAAGAGCGUUUUUAUUCGGAUUUUGCGGCGGCGACAGUGCACGAGUUCCGUUUUGGUCUACUUCACGGUCUCGACAUGCAUGACAAGAAACUACUUCACGGUCUCAACAUGCAUGACGAGAAACAAGGAGCCUAUUACCAUCACUUGGCCGACAAAGAUGACAAGUUGCAGAGGGACCACAAGGAAGGGCGCCUGACUCACGAAAGGCAUGAGUUUGAUCAUGCACUUCAGUACUUCAUCGGCAAGAUGCAUGGUGUCAACAAGUUGAAACUCGAGUUUACGCAUUUGCAGAACGAAGACCUGCUGCCUGCCCAUCUUGAUUCGGCUAACAUAAAGAGUGCGGAGCAAAAGCUGUGGCAUCACUGCCGAAAGUUCCUUGCCCACCGCGUUUUGGCUAUGAGCGUUCUGUACUACACGCAGAUCCACCCCUCCAUCUUGGACACGCCCACGACCGACCAGUACUACUUUGCCUACCGCUAUUUGCACACGCUGAAGGACCAGCUCGCUACGCAUGACAAGGCACAGCUAAAAAGAGCAGGACUACCACAGGAGCUGGAAAGCAUAAUAAACGACUUGCGUAAGAAGGCAUCGUUUGCUGUGUGGAGGAAGCAUCUUACAGAUCUACGCCACAUCAAACUAGGCAAGGACCCCGCAAGGGAGCAUCCACACCCCAUGGAUUUUUGGACGCAUGAUGAGAUCGUCGGCGAGGUGCCGAACGUUGAGAAGGCAGAAAAGGCUGUCGCGAGGUGGAAGGAAGCCGAAAAGAAGCGAGUUGAGGCAGAGGAGGAGGUGGGGAGGGUUGCGCGCUCUCUUUGUGCAAACGAGCAUAAAGGGUCAGCGGAACAAUGCGCUGAACAUGAUGAUGAUGGUACGGAGAGCCCGAACAUGCUUUAUUACCGCGCCUUGGUUGUGCAGAUAUACCAGGAGCUACUCAAGAAAAAAACUGGAUUAGUGCAACGUGUCUUUGCGCUGAGCAAAGGAGCCACUUAGGGUUGUUUUGUGAUUGGCGCGCGCUGUGUGGUACUUUUGCAAAUUGUUGUUGUGGGCUAUCUGGCUCGAUCUUUUUCUGUAUGCAAAGCAGCGCAACGUUGCAGAAAGAGAAAGGAUGAGGAACGAAAGAAGGCAGAGCUACCCGAGCACAAGUUUUUUCUUGGAUAGGGGUUGGAGCGCAUAUCACAGUUCACGAAUACAAAAACGGAUGCAGUCGCUAUCUAUAAAGAGCCAGCCAUCACAGCAGCAUCGCAGGAAAGUGUGAACAAAGGCAGAAGGCUAGAACAGGUAGUACAGGACUUAAAAUUCGAAAGCAUCCACAUCGAAGCUAGCUCGACUUGGAAACUCGGACGGUUCCUCCUCGACCAUGGGGUACGCCAGCCAUAGGCGGGAAACUCGCAAUAAGAUAAAAACUGGUCCACUUACUGCGCUCAGUGCGCAGCACAGCUGAGACGAGCAGCAUUUCGAACAGAGUCGCCACUAGCACCCUUAACACGCGCUUAGGGCGGGUUGACACGCCAGGUCAGUCAUGUUGAGCUACAAAAUGCCGCACUUGUGCUUAAUCAAUGAUUGCCGACAUCUUGUUUGCACUCGGGAGCUGUGCACCCUUGAUUGUGUUGAUGUGCAGCCGGGCUCAGGUCUCUGGGAUGCGAGGAUGGCCGCUUGUGUGACGAGUAGAUCGGAAAGGUGCGAGCGCCACUCCAUGUGAUUUUUUUCUUUCAUUGCUUCAACGGCCGCCCCCAUUCUAGAUUAUUGCUGGGAAUUAGACCCGCGGAUGCAUUGGUCGUCAGAGCUGCUUGCUUGUUUUUUUUGAAAGAAAAGCACCGCGUGGUGCGCUUCGUGCUUCACCAGGGAUGGCCACGUCUUUUCCGCAACCGCCCUCCCCUUCCAAAAGGCGCCGUGGGCAAAACGGAGUGGCGAGAAGAGGCCUGCUACAAAACAGUUGGCAAAAGGCAAGGGCGCUGGUUGGAUGUCUUUCCGGGGAAAAAAUCCUCGAUGCUGCGCUGUUUCUUGCCAUCUGCGUUGCAGCAGAUUCGCUUUGCCACUCCUACGUAGCCUUCCGGAGCGUGGCUUGCAUCAACUCGCACUCGGGUGCCGGAUUCGCAAGCCGGGCACGCCGCGAUGCCGGUAUGAAGAAAGCACACAUCCUCGCGCGAGGCCUCGUUUCGGUCGACCUCUAAAACCCUCACAAUUUUGCUCGCUGGGCAAGAAACACUACAAAUGCCGCAACAAGCAAAGCGGGACAUCUGCAGAUUGUUUGCAAACGCCACGGGGUAUUCUUUUUUCGCCGCGCAGGCUCCCUGUCCUUACUAAGAUGGCAGCGCAGCACGAAAAACAAUAGGAUUGUUUGUCUAGUUACGAGCAUUCCCCUACUGCUGGCGAGUGAUACACGCGAUUGUGGACGGCCGCGAGCCCGUUCAUCCGGAAAAUUUUAAAAGGUGUGGAAAACGCGCAGAUAGACUACCGUGAAGCGUACACGCUGCCUGCGUAUCAUACGAGAAAAAUGGAGUCGUUAGCACACAAGCUGAUGGACAUGUUUCGGAACAAAGGACCAAUGUACAAGUGGCGAAAACUACCUGAAAGCAAAAUCGCAGAAACCUGGAUAGACCUGAAACUCUAGCAGGAAAAGGAGCAUUUAACUUUGCACCACGGCUACACUUUUCGUCUAUCGAUGGAAAAGAAAACAAAGCAGUCCAUUGAUUUUGAAGCUGGCUCGAUGGCAAUGUUUGCGUAGUAUUUUCUCCCUUGAAACAGGUUCUGUGAAUCGUCCAUACAGCAUUGCGCUUUUAUGUCUUUUUUGACAAUAUAUUUUUAGCUUUUUUAUGAGAGUUUUCGGUUUGGUUGGAUGGCGAUGGGCUGUGGUUCUGGGUCUAGUACGUAGAAAAUGCAAUAGUAUCGAUAGGUAUAUUGAUCGCGUUAUCGCCUGUUUUUUAUGUUGAUGUUUGAGUUUCAAGGUAGGAUACUGCAAGUUGCAUUCAUGCAUGCGAGGGUGGCGCUGCGUCCGACCUCAUACAUUUUUCUGCCCGAACGCGUGACAAGGUUCAGUGUAUUCAAUCGGCUUUGCUACUUGUUCAAUAGCAAUGCUAGCAAAUAAAGCAAUAAGCACAUGAGGCAAGGCAAACUCAAUAAACAGAUUCAGUUUGUUUUUUUAAAAGCUUCAUAUUGUUGUUGGGAACGGAAAGUAUAGCUAGAAACCAAGCCAGCGGAGGAGAAGGAUUGAAAAGCUGAUAGCGUCUACUUUGUUCUUUCCUCGUACUUCGAUACGAAACAAUGGGCAUACUUCAACGAACUUGCAUAUUGUCGACCGGGCACAUGGGCACUUCGAGCCGCAUUUUAUAUAUAGGUUUCCAUUAGCGCAAGCGCUCCGCUGGCUGCUGGUACUUUUUGAUUUUUGUAGCCAUUUCACUUGAUGGAAAUUGAUAAGCACAACAGCGAAGGUGGUAGGACAAAAGCGCCACUACGGACGUACUUCGAAGCGUUUAUUCGCUGCGAGUGA
This is a messenger RNA of Amoebophrya sp. A120, 3895 nucleotides long. The record is from the annotation of a GenBank genome assembly. Lineage: Eukaryota; Dinophyceae; Syndiniales; Amoebophryaceae.